UGCGAUAGGCUGAAAUGAUGAACUAUAAAGGAUACUCAGUUAUUAUAAAAGUCAUUCAUUCCUCAGAUAACCCCCUUAUCACCAAAAUGGCGCUAUGCGAUUGAAAAACGUAUAGAAGACGAACGACAACUAACGAUGCGAUCGAUAGCAGAUGGAGCAAGGCUAAAACCAGGUCAUUUUUGGGACUUACCUGGAACAUUUCUAUUCGCGAUUUAUGUUAUGACAGCAUUAGGUUUCGGUGCUCCCGUGCCACAUACAUUAUGGGGGCGAACAUCUGCAUUAAUUUAUGCUUUUGUCGCUAUUCCUACUCAUAUAUAUUUAAUGGUAAAUGCGAGUACGUGUAUGUUAGUUCACGUAGAAGCAUACAAAAAGCAGUUAAAGGAGAACUUUUGGCGAAAAUUUAGCGAACACAAACAUGAUUUUGUGAACAAAAGAGAAAGUGCUCACUGUAGCAAUAACUCAGAAAUUUCGAAACAACCAAAGACGUGGAAUUUACGGAGAAAAGUUAUUGCAUGUUUCGACGUCAUCGGCACCGGCCACUGCGUGCCUCUGACAACUAUCUCAUACUACAUAAUUGGUGUGGUGGCAUUUGGAAUACUACGGAGUAAGACGCCUUUGGAAACCGCUAUGUUUCCAUUAGAAUUCACAACCACUGGCGGAUUGGAACUUGUAGAGGGCUAUGUGCGUGUUCUCUACGGGUUCUACGUUGAAGGUGCAAUGUGUCUGCUUGCCUAUGUACUUGCGUGUAUACGCCGCCAUGGUAGUCCACUUUUUUUAAGUAUAUCAGAAAAUUGCAGAUUGUUUGAAACAGAUACUUGUAAAGAAUGUCCUAAUAAUAAAGAGAGAGUAUAAUAAAA
This is a messenger RNA of Melitaea cinxia (Glanville fritillary), 857 nucleotides long. RefSeq lists its product as uncharacterized. The record is from RefSeq and is a predicted model, not a curated record. Lineage: Eukaryota; Metazoa; Arthropoda; Insecta; Lepidoptera; Nymphalidae. Gene Ontology annotation, biological process: potassium ion transmembrane transport; stabilization of membrane potential. Gene Ontology annotation, cellular component: membrane. The transcript has 6 exons. The coding region runs from base 136 to 852 and encodes 238 amino acids. Gene Ontology annotation, molecular function: potassium ion leak channel activity.